Messenger RNA from Centruroides sculpturatus (bark scorpion), 441 nucleotides. RefSeq lists its product as uncharacterized. Gene Ontology annotation, molecular function: growth factor activity. Gene Ontology annotation, biological process: hemocyte migration. The transcript has a single exon. The coding region runs from base 1 to 441 and encodes 146 amino acids. The record is from RefSeq and is a predicted model, not a curated record. Gene Ontology annotation, cellular component: membrane. NCBI's taxonomy places the organism in Eukaryota, Metazoa, Arthropoda, Arachnida, Scorpiones, Buthidae.
AUGUUCUUUACUCGGAUAUUCUUGUGUUUAGUUAUUCAAAUCAUCAUCAUCGAGGUAACGGCCGGAAGAGCGAAAACAUCCGAAAACUCCGAAACCAUUCUUCCACUUAACCGCCUGAACGCCAUGGCUAAACAAUACAACGAGAAAGUACAAAAAGAGGGUUCUUGCUCGAAUCCUGUGGCUAAAUUGAUUCCGGUGGGCACUUCUCCGGAAAAAAUCUACGUUCCUCACUGUGCCAUACUCCACAGAUGCUCGGAGGACACGGGAUGUUGUCACGGCAGCAGAAAGGUGUGCCAAGCCAAGAAAACGAAGAAGGUCAAGCUUCCGUUCAGAGUGUUCGAAUUACUUACUAAUGGCACGUACGAUGGAGGUGAACCCAUCCUGCUGAAUUUUCUGAAUCAUACUAAAUGCGCUUGUAGGAAGAUGCGAAAGAUUGCAUAG